GGCGGGAUUGCCAGUCCCAAGAGUUCAGAAGUCCUGCCUGGGCCCCCUCCCCAAAACAAUGAGAUUAUGGGAGAGUAAUGAGGGGUCUCAGGGUAGCAGCCGCGUUAGUCUGUAUCCGCAAAAAGAACAGGAGGAUUCCUGGCACCUUAGAGACUAACAGAUUUAUUUGAGCGUAAGCUUUCGUGAGCCACAGCCCACUUCAUCGGAUGCAUCGGACCGCGCCGCGGGGAAGAACAGCUGCACUCGGACGGGAAGGCGGGGCUCCUUCCCCUCCCUGCCCAGCGGAGGGACUCCAGCCAGGAUGUCCCUUUGCAGCGGGGGGAGUUUAGCAACUCAACGCCCUUAUGGGAAGAUGCAUUGACCCCCCUAGCUCACGAAAGCUUAUGCUCUGAUAAAUUUGUUUGUCUCUAAGGUGCCACGAGUACUCCUUUUUAUAAAAAUAAUAUAUUUGAGGUGGUUUUUUUUUCCUCUUUGCCUUCUGGUUUCUGAGUCUCUAGGGGGCACCUAGAUCAGGCUUUCAAGCUUUUCUGUGACGUCAUGGGGGCUAGACUUUUUUUUUUUUUUAAUGAAAACUGGGAUGUUCACAUGACUCCAGGAACUGGGGCUUUAAGAAAACCACCACUCGUGAUAAAAUCACAACGGUUGUGUAUAGGGGAGGAGUGAUGGGAGUCUAGGGAAUUAUUUGAAGUCUGGAAGGUGGGUCUCGGUGCGGCAGCCCGUUGGGUCAGAAAGAUGCCUGCUCCAACAUCAGAAUUUUGGAACUACGUCCCGGAAGAAAUCCUCGUCCGUAUAUUUUACUACCUGUCUCUCCGAGAUAGAUACACAGCCUUCCAAGUGUGCAAACAUUGGGCCGCAGCUGUUUCCACUAGCUCCGUGUGGCAUUUCACAGAGAUCAGUUGUGAUUCGGAGAACGAGGAGGGCAUGCUGCAGAGUUUACACCAGUUCCUGAGCCAGAUCAAACACCUGAGGAUUGUGUUUGAUCAGUCCAAGGAAAUAAAUCGGAAGAACGUCACCCACAUUCUAGACAUGUUGGCCAGGCAGAACUGCAAGCUGCAGAAGCUAUGCAUUGUGUGCAAAGGUGAGAACCCUUAUUUCUACUCCGGCCAGGACAUCCUGCAGAGCAUACGAAAUAUAUGCCAGAGAGAAAACCAAAUAGACCUUCAGCAUAUUGAUUUCCGGAGAAUGCCGUUCACCCUGGAUGAUGGGCUUGUUGGACUCAUAGCCGCCAGCAGCCCAAACCUGCACAGCUUGUUCAUCAACAAUCGCACUCUGGUUUGCAACGUGAAGCCAGAAACCAUCCAAGAGGUUCUGACUGUAUGUCCUAAGUUGUCUACCUUGGGAGUCUACUAUGCCAGCCUGUCUAACGAUGUGUUUGCGGAACUGAUCAAGCCAGAGAGAGGGGCUUUCACACGCUUAGAUAUUUUUUGUGAGCGCUUGGACAAAUAUAUUCCAGUCAUCUCUGAAGAGCUUUGGGCUGCCGUGAUCCAGAAGCAUCCUCAACUUUGCGUAGACCUGGAGUUUGAUCACACAGUCCCUGCCUGUAAGAUACCACGAAUCCUAAAGCCCAAUAUACCCGUGGGUACUUUACAACUGAAUACUUUUACGUACAUGGUGAACCAGGUUAGGUUUGUCACCAGCAGUUACAGUAGGACCUUAAACAGGCUGGUGCUCCACACGACCCCCUCGGACGAUUUGAAUUCCUCGCUAAUAGACCUGGCGAGGAAGUGUGUCAAUCUAACAGAGAUUCAUUGUUACUGUGUGGUUAGUCAGGAGGUGAUAGAUACCUUCCUCGUACACUGCCCCAGUCUGAAACGAUACACUCUAAAGAUUACCAAAGAACAUCACCCCUGGAAACCGACAGUAGUUCAGUGAUGUACCUGUUUGACUAGUAGCCAGUUUGGAAAAAACAUGUGGAUACAAAGAUUCCAAGUGAAUGGAGUUUGAAAUUUUAGGGUAAUGCCUCAAAAACCACAUCCCAUACUACGUCGUCGUCAUGAUCAUCAUCAGGAAUCCCUCAAAGUCGAGGAUGAUUGUCUUUCCAUGGAUUGUCUAUUUCAAAUUAUCUGUGGAUCUGCUGAUGGCUGAUAAGGCCUAUUCUGGUUUUGGUUUUAUUUCUUGAUUUAUGAUUUCAUAGGGGGAAAAUCAAGCUAAUUUUAAAUUAAACCAGUUUGUAAAAACAAAUUCCCCAUUUGGUUUGGGUCUCAUGUGGCAGGUUUCACGCUGAUGGAAUUUGGGGCAAAGCUCUCUGAAGCCAGAACUUUCUUGGCAGCUGAUUUUUUCUUUGCAGCAAGCACAGCUGAUUGAUCACAGCAAAACCACAUUAAAUGUCACGCCCACCAAAAAACCACUCUCCCAGAACUCAUAGUAAUUUACCUUGUCCAGACACCCCUUCUCACGCUUUCAGGUGCCCUUCACGUCCGCCUCUGUUCAGAGCAGCAGGGAAAGAGUCACUAAAAAUUCCUCCUGGUCAUGUGGCUUUACUGAGAGGCAGCUGAAGGCGAGAAACCAGCCCCCCAGUUUAGCACUGCUGUAAUCCUAAUACCAGGAGCAAGGAGUUUAAGACAGAAAGGGUAAAAUCUGGCAUGAUGGUAAAUCACUGAGGCUAGAUCAAACUUAUGUCUGAGAAAGUACAUUUCCCUAUGUGUUGGGGUUGUACCUCCCCUUCAGGUUUAGGAAUCAAUGUUAUUGGCCAGAGCACUUGCCAGUCCUAUGUGCCUGGGUUAGCAGCAGAAAGCUGUAACUGAGUGCUAAAGAAGGAAUUGUGUGCUCUCAUCAGAUGACUCGGUGAACCAAUCAAGUGGGUUUAGGGUUGUCUGUUUCAGGAGAUCUCUUUGCUCUGACGUGAAAUGGCUUUCCAUGCCUCACAGUGAAUGCAGAACUGUGCACCAAGGUUUAUGUUCCUCAUAAAAAUAUAACAUACAAGUCACACAAGGUAGCUGUAAAAAAGCGCAUCCUCUAGUCCUGGUCUUGGGCCCAAUCAUGCCGUCUUUGAAGAGCCACAAAAAAUUACCAGGAUUGUGAGAAAUGCAAGCCUAUUUGGGGGAAAGAAAUUCCAGCUUUUGAAGUUGUUUUCGUUUCAAAAGGUUUGACGCUGAUCCCUUAAUUUUGUUUUAAUUUUUCAUGAGUGUUUUUUUUAAAUCCUCCCCCAAAUUUUGUAUUAAACUGGUUAUUGACAUUUUUCAUUUGCUCAAAACUUGGUUUUUGGUCAAUUGAAGAUUUUGUAAUGCUGUUUCGGGGAAAAUAUUGAAAAAAGCGCACACAUAUGUUUAAUGACAUUGUUCACUAAAAAGUGGUUUGUGAACAAAAAAAUUAAUUUAACAAAAAAGCAGACUUGCUCUAUUUCUUUGGGUGGGUGUGACAUUAUCUAAUUAAAAUAUGACCAUGCAAAUCAUUGUUGCUACUGCCACUGUUAUAUAGUUGCAACAAAUCUUAUACAAAGUGUGAUGCAUGGCCAGAAAGGGUUAAGCAUCCUGCAGGAUAAAUGACCCAGAUUCAAUCUUUAAAAACAUGUUAUAAAAGUAUAUAAAUGGUAGUUAGGCUAGAACUUUGAAAUGCAAACUUGUAUUAGAGGUGAUACCAAUUUUAUGUGUUUACUUAUAUCAUGUAAACAGACAGAUUCGGAGAUCAAAAAGGAAUAUUAUCAUUUAGAUGAAUCUUGGGUGAAAUAAUGUCAUUGUCUAUAAGUCUCUUUAAAGUUUGUGAUAGACUGCCUAAUGGAUAAAUUUCCGUAUAUUAAUCUGUGCAGCUAAUUACCAGGGAUGCUUAGGAAAUAGGUCUACUUCAAAAUCUCCAUAAUUGCCUAUUGUUCGCCUGAGGACUUCGAGCUGUCAAAGAAGACCUGAAACUGUGUAAGAACAUCUAGGGUCCUGAUCCUUUUUAUCUUGGAUCUGCUUCAUGCAAGGGAAACUUAAACCCAAGAUUGAGAUCUCUAGUCCUAAUCUGGAAUCACCCUGACUAUGAACAUUGAACUAUAAACUAUGGACUAUUUCUGAAAGAACUCUUUGCAACUACAAAGCUCACCAUCUCUUCAAUGAAUCUAAUCUCAAGAACUGUACUCAUGUUUGUACGUAUAUGGAUCUUUUAACCAAUACUCUCUCUCUCUUUUCUUUUUUAAUACAUUUUAAUACAAUUUCCAGAUGAUGGUUUGAGAAUCUCAUGCAAAGACCUCAAAGGAAACCAUUCCUGAGCUAGCUGUGCCUUCAUUCCCCUGCUGGCGUCCCUUUGGAAAAGCACUAAUGCUAAUGACACUCAUGUUCUCCUCACUCUCUUCACAAGGGAGCUUUCACCCUUCAGGGAGUGAUAGUUACUUCUCACUUCAACAAAACGUCCCACAAUCCCACUUCUAUGUGAGCUGGUGUGUGUGUGUGUGUGUGUUUAUCAGUCAAAUGUGUCAGAGAUCCCUGGUGCAUAGUAGAGAGAGAUUUUUAAAGCUUGAUUUGGUUUGAAAUGAUCCUGGGCUCUGAUUACAUUGUCAUCAAGUGCCCAGGAAACAACAUGUAGUGGACUGUGUUAACACAACAAAUAAAGGGUGAGACUGUGAUGCUUUUA
Molecule: messenger RNA, 4548 nt
Organism: Chelonia mydas (Green sea turtle)
Lineage: Eukaryota; Metazoa; Chordata; Testudines; Cheloniidae
Gene: FBXL8
Product: F-box and leucine rich repeat protein 8
Exons: 3
Coding region: 733-1872 (379 amino acids)
Molecular function (GO): protein binding
Source: RefSeq, a predicted model, not a curated record